AGGCUUGGGAAGCCUUCCGGGAGGCGGUGCCGCUCACCUGGAGCCGCCGGGGAGCUCAGGCGGGAGCGGAGCGCCGCCCCGCAGCGCCGUGCCCGGGCAGGGCGUUUGUGGCUGCUCCGAGCCUCUCUCCCCGCCCCCGUGGCUGCCGCCCGCCCCGCCGGGAUCGCUCCUCUCCGGGCGGCGGCGGAGGUGCCGGCGGGGCGCUCUCGCCGUCCAUCCCGCCGGGAACAUGGCGACAGGCGGCUACCGCGGGGGCAGCAGCACCACGGAUUUUCUAGAGGAGUGGAAAGCCAAGCGGGAGAAGAUGCGGGCGAAGCAAGCGCCGUCGGCUCCGGGAGCUGCAGAACCCAAACCCGUCGGAGCCGCCCCCCCCGCCGAGCUCAACAACAACAACAACAACAACCCGCCCUCCGCGGCGCCCCCCGACCGCGCGGCGCCCCCCGGCGGCGGGGCCGGGAACUGCAGCGCCGCGGGGCGAGCGGCCGAGCCGGGCUCCCCCGGCGCCGAGGAGAAGCCGCCCGCCAAGGGAAAGAGCUCGGGCCCCAGCGCCAGGAAGGGGAAAGGGCAGAUCGAGAAGAGGAAACUGAGAGAGAAGAGGAGGUCGACAGGUGUGGUGAACAUCCCCGCCGCCGAGAGCCUUGAUGAAUAUGAAGAUGAUGAAGCAGGGCAGAAGGAGCGAAAGAAGGAGGAUGCUAUUACCCAACAGAAUACGUUACAAAAUGAGAGUUCCAGUGCAGAUACCCCAGGCUCAUACUUACUACAGGACUCCUCCAGGAUGGUUUCAAGCAGGUAUAAAAGCACAGCUAAUGCACCAGAAGACGAUGCUCCAAAUAGAUACUCCCGAACAGACAGGACAACUUACAGCAGAUACAGCAGAGAUGCAAAUUCUUCUGGCAGUUCUGUACCAAGUAAUGCUUUGGAAAAGAGGAUUGAGGAACUUGAAAGGGAACUUGCAAAGGAGAGACAGGAAAAUGCAAGAUUAAUGAAGAUGACACAGGACAAAGAGGAGCUAAUUGGAAAGCUGAAGGAAGAAAUUGAUUUAUUAAACAGAGACCUAGAUGAUAUAGAAGAUGAAAAUGAACAAUUGAAGCAAGAAAAUAAAACCCUCUUAAAAGUUGUUGGACAGCUGACAAGGUAGAAGAUUCAAGCCUCAAUGAGGAAAGAUUUAAAAACUACUGAUUGAACAUUAAGGUCAAUAUAGAAAUACUUCCUGUGUUGCAAUAUGUUAUAAUAACUGUCUUUAUAUUUAUUGUUAGAAAACCAGAUGAAUGUUUAUUUUCAUAGUACUUUCUUCUUCAUUCAAUGAAAUGGCAUCAAAUCUGGGGUAUAUUUUUAGCUUUUUAGAAUUUUUAGAAUUAUUUUUGACAUAUUUCAAAGUACUAAGUUCAAAGAUAUUUGGGUUUUGUAUCUUCAGAUUACAUCUGGAUAAAUUACAGUAAUUUAAAAUUCAUAGCACCAAGAUCACUUUCAGUCCACAUGGGUGUAUAUUUUUGAAAUGAAUGGAAGCAAUACAUAUAAGCUUUGUUUACACAGAUCCCAAAUAUAUAUUUUGGGGAGUAUUUCCUUUUUUUUUGUUUAUAGACAGCUGUAAAGUGGAUGCCUUAUUACUGAUGUAUAACAUUUUGCAGAUUGAUUACUUGCUCUAGAACUCUUGUAUACUGAGUUUUUUUUACUGUAUCUGAGACUGAUAAUAGUGGAGAGUAGAAUUUUUUUUUUCUGUAUAACAGUAUUCUGGCAGGAGCGGGAGGUUUUAUUAAUAAAAAAGAAACAAAGAAAAUCACCCAAAACCCAAUAAGUCACCUGUGGUAUCAGCAUUAAUGAGUUCUUAGAAUCAUAUUGAAGUUGUGCACUGCAGUUUAUUUUAAAGCUUUUGCUUUAGCAAUGAAAUGAAAGUUGGCUUUCAGACAGUAAGUUUGCUUGCUAUGAUGAGAAUUCAAACAAAGCCUGGAGCUUUCAUUUUAGCAAAGACGCUUUCUCAAUGCUCUUCUACUUAAAGCUGUCAUCUUAAAAUUUGUAGAGAUCAUAACCAAUACGAGUUUUUGAUGUUUGCAUUUUUUAAGCUGAGUGAAAAUUUUUCUGCAUAACAGAGCAGACAGGCAUAGAGGUGAUUCAUGCCCUUUUGAAGCAUCAGAUGGUUUUAAAAAAACUUUAUCCUUGAUUUUAAACUAACAACCAUGUUCACCAUAUUUAAUAAGUGCCUGUUUAGAUGUUACAUUCCAGUUCUGACUGCGUACUGCUUCUUCUAUAACCUGACAGUAGGCAAAAUUUUCAUUUGACAUUAACCACAGGCCUUAGUUAAUGAUUUUCUUCUUAAAAUUAUUAGACUGACACUACAUGUACUUUCUUUCAUCUUAAUACAGCACAUUUUUCAUUCCUAAUAAGAAUAAAUGUAUGUCACUUGAGUCAGGACAUUAGAAAUGAAUAUUUCAGAGUCCAGGCUUUUUUCUUGACAAUUUUGAAAUUUGGUCUCAGAAAGUUGCAUGCAUAUGUUUUUUGUUGCCUUAAAACUUACACACAACUUUGAUAUUUAAUAGUGAUCACCUUUUCAGAUUUGCCAAUUGUUUUAGUAAUGUGUAAUGACUAUAAGAGUUUCUUAAAUUUCAAAUCCGGGUAUUAUUGUUGGGCCUUGGAUUGAUUUGGACAUAGAAUAGGUUGUUCUCCUUUUGUGUAUUCUAUCGAGGGGGAGGAACAUUCCAAAGCUUUGAAGUAUUUUUCAAUACAUUUAUAUUCCAGAAUGCCUUGAUGUUUUUCUUCAUAGUGGAUGAGUUCCCAUGGGACACCAUUUAAAACCUUUUACUUUAAAUGGUAUGGGAGGGUUGUAUAGACCCUCUGAACUAUGAUAUACAGUAAUGAGUAUUGCUUUUAAUAUUAUUCAAACAGUAAGAAUUCCCUUAAUUUAUCAGUUUCAUUUAAUAAAAAUCCAAAGUACUAAAGAAAUUAGUUGACCUGUAUGCCUUCUGAAUAAACAUGAAACUUCUCUGUAGGAACAUCUGAUUUCCUUCUCUGUGUACUAGGUAAGAAAUACACGUACCAAUUUGUGGCAUGGGAUGUCAAAUAUAUUGAAGCAACAUUAAGGCAUUAAUGCAGAAUACACAUAUAAAUACAAAGUUGUAAGUGAGAUAUUUCAUUAACUGUAUUUCACAGACUUUUUAAACCAAAGAAUAACAACAAAGAACAUAACAAGACUUACUUGUCUUCAUAUUACCUCUUCUCGGUUUGCAUAUGUAUUGACUGAAACUCAGCAACAGCAAUGCCAACAUUAGAAUUUUAUAUUUUUUUUUACCUUGGACAUUUAGCUGACAGGACUGUUUUGCAGAAGUACUUCUUAUACCUUAUCUUGAAGAGGUACUGGAAAGGGAAGUUUCCAAGUAUUUGAAACCAGUUAUGCUUCAGGCAGAACAUUUGAACAAAGGAACUAUUGGGAACUCAUAUAAAGUACCUCAGGAUGUGAUUGUUGUUGUAUAUUAUUAUACAAAUGUCAAGCUCUUCAUGGUUUUAAAAAGUCCCACAAAUUGUAUCUUGAAGCAUAAAGCUUCUGCUGACAGUUUGGAAGAUGUAGGUGGCUUUUUGGAAAAAAGUAAUGUCAAUAACAAUUCAUUAUCACUUACAUUAUCAGGCUCUUGGGAGUUUAGUAGAUUCUAGGAAGAAUUAUGUAUUAUGUAGAAUGUUAAUAAUUUGUCUAGUCAUUACUUGCCAUUAACUUUUUCCUUCAGUAGGGUACCCUUAUAGUCAAGCUCGAACAUAGAAUAAGUUUUUGUCCUAGGUAAUUUGAAGGCAUUAAAUUAGCUACCUUACCAGCAAUUCACUAACCCAUGUCUGUGACCUUACCAGUCCAACAGCUUGAUCGCUCUCAGUUGUGUGAUUUGAAAGCAGAGACUGCUGUAAGCGGGAACCCACCUCGCUUGGGAAAGCUAUAUGAUUCCUGAAUAAAUCUGGAUUUUUAAAGUGCCUAUGCUAAAUUAAUUUACUAUGGCUUUUUAAGGGGCAGGUGGUGGUGAAGUUGGUAUGCAUUAUUAAUUGUCUGAGUAAGUCUCUUGGAGAUUUCUGAGCUUCUGUGUCUUAAAAUUUAUACCAAAUGGCUUAAGUCUAGCACCUGUGAUUCUGGGUUACUUGGGUCAUAUAGGAAAUCUCAACAGAACGGUAUUCCAAAUAAGAUGAUUUUGUUUCCAAGAUACUUUAAUAACGUACAGCACAUAAUCCUGUUUUGAUAAUGAAAAAUUAUACUCCUCAUGUGGUCACAUACUGUUGUAUAGAAAACAUACUGCAUUCAGAGCUGAAGGUUAAAGUUGUGCAGAAAUAUUAGGUUGGUACAAAAAUAAUUGCCAUUUUUGUAAUUGUAAACUGUGAUGUUUAUUUUGGAAUGAACUUUUAUUUAACUGUGUUUACGUUGCAUACCAUUUUAAAACAUGAAAUUUGCUCUACUUAUUUAUGCUAAUGGCUUUGUUUAUGAUAAUGGUUUCGUUUCCAGUGUUUAGUCUGUUAUAUUACAUUGUCACAUUCGAGAUAAAAAAAUGGAAUGUAAGUGGUUUUGUUGUAUGAGUUCAAAAGAGGACAAUAAAGCAACAGAAACUGCUAGUAAGGUCAACCAAGCAUUUGGCCACAGGACCAUCAGCGAACGCGCAGGUUGACAUUGGCUUCAAAAAAAUCUCACAAUGGAAACGAGAGCCUUGAAGAUGAGGAGGGUUGCAGAUAUCCUUCUGUGAUAGAUGACAACCAGUUGAGAGGUGCUGUUGAAGAAGGCCCACACAAAACAACUUAAAAGGUUGCAGAAGAACUAAACGUUGACUGUUCAGCAGUUGUUUGAUAUUUGCUCCAAAGUGAAAAAUCAAAAAAGCUUGACAAAUGGCUGCUUUAUGAGCUAAAUAGAACUAAAAAAAAAUUGUCAUUACAAAGUCUGUUCUGUGCUGCUUCUGCAUAACACAAACAAUCUUUUUCUUGAUUGCAUUGUGACAUGUGAUGAAAAAUGGAUUCUGUAUGAUUCUGCACAGUGACUGGACCCAAGUGAAACAUCAAAACAAUUCCCCAAACCAAAGUUGCAUCAAAAGGAGGUUAUGGUCACUGUUUGGUGGUCAGCAAGCGCAAUCAUCCACUGCAACUUCUUGAGUCCUGGUGAAAUCAUCACAGCAGAGAAGUAUUGCCACAAAAUCGACAGAACGCACCAAGAACCGUGGCAUUUACGUCCAAUACUGCUUAAUUGAAAAGGACCAGUUCUUCUCUGUGACAUUGCCAGACCACAUGCCUUGCAAAUGACUUGGCAGAAGCUGUAUGAACUGGGCUACGAAAUCCUACCUCACCCAGCUUACUCAACAGACCUCUCUCCCACCGAUUAACACAUUUUCAAGCAUCUUGACAACUUCCUUCAAGAGAAAAUUUUCCACAACCGAACAGCAACUCAAAACCCCUUUGAAGAAUUCAUCAGUUCCAGAAUUCUUUGCUACCAGAAUAGACAGACUUGUUUCUUGUUGGCAAAAAUUGGUUAUUUCAGUUAAUAAAUUUUAUUCUAAACUGAGAUAUACUGCUUUAAAUCUGAUGGUUUUAAAAAAAAAAAAAAGCAGUUCUUUUUGCACCAACCUAAUAUUUUUAUAUCAUUGAUAAAUCUGCACUAAUGUUUGUGCGAUUUAUUUCCUGAAGAGGAUAUUCAACCAUACGUAAAUAUUGGUGAUUUUUACAAGGAAAUUAAAAAUAUCUAAUUUUUCAUUUUUUAAAAUAAUUAAAUGGCCAUGUUUAAGUUCAGUGUUACUUCAUGUAUCUAUUAACUGAAAGAGUACGUUCUGUAUUUGCAAAUGAGUGGGGUUUUCUGUCUUUAAAAGCAAAAUUGUUCUUGAUUAAUUACCAGAUUUGUAAUUACUCGUUUGGAGGUUAAUUAUUGCUGUGUUAGAUGGACUCUGAAUUUAAGAGGUAGAAUGAGAAAAGGGGGUGACAAGAAAUGUCAAUGAAUUCAAAAGUAGGAAGUAUAACCUAAUGAUCGGGCUUUUAAAUUUGGCUGUUCUGAAAAUAGCUGUGCAAAGAUUUGUGAUUGCCAUAAGCACUACAAAAGAUAGAGGGUGUUUAGUACAUUCAAACCAAAUUAUUAACCUACAUCAAACCUCUUUUCAGCUUGUCUGGUAUUGUUACAACUUGGAAACUUACUACCAUAAGAGAGACCAAAAGGAAUACUGGAGAUCAAAUUACUUUUGAAUGUUUUGCUAGGACAGCUGAGUCCUAGUUUGCUACACUGACUCCAGCAAUUAUAUGAUUUUCUGCAAGUUGUUUGUGGCUAUUUCUAGCUUGGGUUGAAACAAAUCAGUAUUAGUAGCCAAGAGGAAAGAUAUUUAUUGGGCAAUGAAUACAUGACUAGUGACUAUGGAUGUCAUUAACAUAUGACUGAGUGUCGGUAUUUCUGGGGCUCAGAUCCUUUAUGAAAUGUCCAUUGAGUAGGUCCAUUUGCAUCAGUAUUAAAGAUCAUAAACCUCCGACAUUUUUAAUAAGAAACAACUAUUUUAUGUCAAGAAAUUAUCAUUGCAAGCCAUGACUUUAAAACACAGUACAAUUCAAAAAAUUGUGCUGGUACCUGUAGAUGCUGAGACUAAAGAGCGAAGGAUUAUACUUAGAAGUUUUGAUAAAAAUGAAACAAAUACAUUCUGGAUCUUUAAUUUAAUAUAGAGGUUCACUACAAAUCUGUUCCAUGCUAGUGUUUCUAGAAGCGUUUCUGCUUCUUUUAAGUAUUUCUUUUGACUACUUAAAUAUAUCCAGGACAAAAAGGACUUUGUCAUGUAUUUUAGUAGCAUUCAUGAUCUUCCAAGUAUGCUGACUUACUGUAGCAAACCUCCAUCUACCAUUUCUCCUUGUACUAUAGCAGAUGUACAUUGUUAAUUUUGCUUUUUUUCCUGGAUUUCUGGUGUAACUGUUCCUGUUCAGGGCCACUCGUAAUUUUUCUGUUCUGGAAAAUUUGUGGUAGCUGUUUUCCUCUGAAAAUAGUCUCAAUCAUAAUGCGGAGUCAUUUUAAAAAAAAAUAAAAUACAUUUUAUGUGUUUAAAAUGUUGAAGUAUAAUUUAGCUAUAAAUAAGUAAAUAGCCAUUUUAGUUUUGAACAUUGACUAGUUGUGAUAUUUGAUAUCAGAUUAAAAAUGAUACUGAGAUUCUUACUAUUGCAGGUAAAAAAUGUGUUUAAUCUAACGGUGAGGACUGUGUGCCUUUGUCCAAAUAAAAUGAAAUUCUUUUAAAUCAAGGCUGACUACUUAUUAUGUUUAAAGAAGAAUUAAUAUUGUCCAAAUAAAAUUCUAAUUGGAUUUGUCACCCAUACUGGGAAGCUCCCAACCUGAACUGCUUACUUUCAGAUUCAGUUCUUCAAGUGCUCAUGUAUUUGCACACAUGCAGGAGAGAAAUCUGCGUUUUUCCAUUUUACUAAUUUUCUGCUUUGGGAAUGUAGUGCGAAUCCUUCCAUCAAUUACAUGGAAAUGACCUUUUCCAAUACUUCAGUGUCGAAGUAUAGCCCUUUCCAGGAAAAGAUAAUGAAGGAUGUUAGAAUGCUACUUCUACACAAACAAAGGUAAUUGACUUCACAAUGGAUUUAAUCUCUGAAAUGGCUGUAAGGAUACAUGUUCUGUUCUUCUGC
Molecule: messenger RNA, 7593 nt
Organism: Cuculus canorus (common cuckoo)
Lineage: Eukaryota; Metazoa; Chordata; Aves; Cuculiformes; Cuculidae
Gene: PAWR
Product: pro-apoptotic WT1 regulator
Exons: 7
Coding region: 230-1138 (302 amino acids)
Biological process (GO): apoptotic process; positive regulation of apoptotic process
Cellular component (GO): cytoplasm
Source: RefSeq, a predicted model, not a curated record